This is a messenger RNA of Colletotrichum spaethianum, 1329 nucleotides long. Its product is annotated as high-affinity glucose transporter. NCBI's taxonomy places the organism in Eukaryota, Fungi, Ascomycota, Sordariomycetes, Glomerellales, Glomerellaceae. Gene Ontology annotation, molecular function: carbohydrate:proton symporter activity. Gene Ontology annotation, biological process: transmembrane transport; carbohydrate transport. Bases 1 to 1329 code for a protein of 442 amino acids. Gene Ontology annotation, cellular component: membrane. The record is from RefSeq and is a predicted model, not a curated record. The transcript is spliced from 2 exons.
AUGCACGGAGUCAUUGUGUCGUCCGUCCUCAUCCCCGGGGCUCUGUCAGCCCUCGUUUCAGGUGCAAUGGCAGAUCGAUUCGGGCACGUCCUACUUUUCGCCUUGGGCGCCUUCGUCUACAGCUGCGGUGCUGCCAUCGAGUGCGCGUCGCCCAAGCUAGGGGUCUUCAUCUUUGGCCGUCUAAUCAAGGGUGUUGGCGAGGGCAUGUUCCUGAGCAAUGUCUACGUGCAGGUAUCUGAAAUGUCUCCUACCCGUGUCCGCGGUAUCAUGACGGCCCUACCGCAGUUUUCUAUCGUCACAGGUAUUGUCCUUGGGUACUUCAUGUGCUACGGUACUGCCCAGAUAGGGCCGUCAUCCCUGGCAUGGCGCCUUCCGCUGGCGGUUGCCUCAUUACUCGGCUUCGCCCUCUCCAGCACGUACUGGAUAGUUCCACCAUCGCCAAGAUGGCUGCUCAGUAAGGGUAGAUUGGACGAAGCUCGAACUGUGCUUGAUACACUGGGACUAGAAGAGAAUGAGCGAUUGGAGCUCCUCGAGCAAUCAAUGUCAGCAGUUCAAGAGCACAAUGCCGAUGUAACGCUCUGGGAAACCCUGCGACAAACGUUUAUGGAGUUUGGGGAAGCUUUCUCGGCGCCUUUCAGAAGUAGAACAGCGUUUGGUUGUUUUCUUAUGGCUAUGCAACAAUUCUCCGGCAUUGACGGAAUCCUAUACUACGCUCCUAUCUUAUUCACUCAAGCCGGGCUUGGUGGAGAACAGGCCACUUUCCUUGCGUCUGGCGUUUCGGCAUUGGUCAUUCUGGCCGUGACAGUUCCGGCCACAUUUUUUGCUGAUCGAUGGGGGAGACGAACGUCGAGUUUGUUGGGAGGAGUGCUCAUCACCGCUCUUAUGCUAUUGAUGGGCUCUCUAUUCGCCGCCGGUGAGGUUCACGCCGAUUCAGGGCCGGGAAAGUGGGUGGUGAUUGUUUCAAUCUACCUCUUUGCCAUUGUCUACAGUUGUACGUGGGCCAUCGGCUUCCGGACUUUUAUGGUCGAGAGUCUGCCGAGAAAGACGAGGAGCAGUGCAUCUAGCUUGGCCCAGAGUGCCAACUGGUUUGCCAACUUUGUUGUUGCCUUGAUAACUCCAGUUCUGUUAUCAAAGUCCACUUUCGGAGCGUAUUUUCUUUUUGCGGGUUGUUCUUUUCUUUGCACCAUGGUCGUGGCUGUCAUCAUGGUGGAGACGCGAGGGCACAGUCUAGAAGCGAUUGAGAAGAGAUACUCCGAGAGGAAAGCCUCGACUACAGGCACGUGGAAGAUGAAGGGGCUUAGGCCGAGAAGAUUCCGAAUCGCGGUCUAA